Molecule: messenger RNA, 406 nt
Organism: Drosophila melanogaster (fruit fly)
Lineage: Eukaryota; Metazoa; Arthropoda; Insecta; Diptera; Drosophilidae
Exons: 1
Coding region: 7-306 (99 amino acids)
Source: RefSeq, marked reviewed
GAGAAAAUGCGUUCCUACAUUCUGAUUGUCCUCUUCGCCCUGAUUGCCCUGGCUGCUGCUCAAGGCGGACCACAAGGUGGACAGCAGGGUGGCCAAGGAGGACCUCAAAAUGGUCAGCAAGGAGGCCAGCAGGGAGGCUCCCAGGAAGGAUCCCAGGGUGGACAACAGGGAGGCCAGCAGCAGGGAGGUCCUGGCGGUCCAUGGGGUCUGCCUCCGAAUGGAACCGAACUCUCCAACAGUACCACAACUUCGACCACUGAGGCUAGCACCACUGAAUCCAGCACCACUGACGUUUCCUCAUCAUAGGAAGCUAAUCAAAAACUCUUGUAUUAAUCGAUCCUGUAUAUAACUAAAGAGUACCUAAUCACAAUGUCCUAUUAAACAUAUAAACUUUAAAAGUGAAAAU